Messenger RNA from Phyllotreta striolata, 2076 nucleotides. The record is from the annotation of a GenBank genome assembly. NCBI's taxonomy places the organism in Eukaryota, Metazoa, Arthropoda, Insecta, Coleoptera, Chrysomelidae.
UUUCAUAAAGCAGCUUAUCCAAAAAUUCGAAUCUCUUCUACCCUUAAUUGAACGCUGGUCCGAUCCAGAAUCUUGUUUGGUUAACCCAUCGUAAAUGCACACAUGUAAAUAUAUGUAAAUUCAAAUAGCAUCGCGUGACCAGACAAUUAGAAGCGUGCGGUUUAUCUGAUAACCAUCUGCCCGUCAAAUCGCGCCCGUUUAUUCCCGCUUAAACAAAUUUCGGACGACCAGUCGCUGAGUGAUCCAAUGGAGAAGGACGUGGAAGGCGCCAAGCAGACCAAAGAGUCGGAAUGCCAGAACGGCGUGAAGAAACCGAAACGGAAGUUCCCCGGCUUCCGGAAGAACCUCCUGGACUACUUCCAGGAGUUCACCGGCAACACGGGCAUACACGGCUUCAAGUACAUGGGCGAGCAGGAGCGCACCUCCUGCGAGAAGUUCUCCUGGGUGAUACUCUUCUGCGUGUCGCUGUACAUCUGCAUCAACCUCAUCAUCCAGACGUACCUGAAGUGGGACAUGUCGCCGGUGCUGGUGAGCUUCGCCAAGAGCCCCACGCCCGUCUGGCAGGUGCCCUUUCCGGCCGUCACCAUUUGCUCGGAGACCAAAACCAGGCAGACGGUCUACAAUUUCACGGGCGCCUACGAUCGGCUCACUCACGGCGAAAACCUCACAGACGAUGAGAUGAAGCGCUUCUCGGACAGCAGCUUGAUAUGCGACAAUCACUUGUACAACGACGGGAAGAAGUACACCGAUUCCGAUACCAUCGAUUACCUCAUGAGCGUAGCGCCGCAAUUCAGCGACAUCUUCGCCAGCUGCAAGUGGACCCUUCUGAACGAAAGCUGCGAAAAUUUCUUCGUGCCUCUGCUCACCGAAGAGGGACUGUGCUUCACCUUCAACAUGUUGAACAGAGACGAGGUGUUCAGGGACAGAGUUUACUUGAACGACAAAUACAUGUCGCACGGUUCGCACUCGAAAGGCUGGUCGCUGGAAGACGGCUAUCCCAAGGACGCUGCGAAGGACACGUUUCCUCGAAGGGCAAUGGGCGCCGGCUCGUACGCCGGCUUCUUCCUCGUCCUCAAAGCCAACAUCUUGGACUUCGACUACAUCUGCAAGGGCCCCGUGCAAGGGUUCAAGGUGCUGCUGCACAACCCGUCGGAGUUGCCGCGCAUGUCCCGCCAGUACUUCCGCGUGCCGCUGAACCAGGAGGUGGUGGUGUCCGUCAAGCCGGACAUGAUGACCACGUCGUCAGGGCUGCGCGGCUACAACCCGCACCGGCGCCAGUGCUACUUCCCCACCGAGCGGUACUUGUCUUUCUUCCAGAGCUACACGCAGCAGAAUUGCCAGAUCGAAUGCCUGGCUAAUAUCACGCUGGAGAGGUGCGGCUGUGUUGCCUAUCACAUGCCCCAUGAAAAUGAGACGAAAAUCUGCAAUUCUGGGAGUCAAGUGUGCAUGUUCGAAGCUCAAAACGAGCUGCUGGCAAUGGACGUGGACGCCGGUCUGCAGACCGCCGCCUCCACGGAGGUGCCUCUGGGCUGCGACUGCCUGCCGGCCUGCACCUCGUUGACCUACAACGCGGAGUACUCGCAGGCGACCUACGAGUACGAGAAGAUGUUCGAGGCGUACCGGGUGAACAUCACGGCGGAGUGGCCGAACACCCAUCUGUCGCGCGUGACGUUGUUCUUCAAGGAGCAGCAGUUCAUCACGUCCGAGCGCAACGAGCUCUACGGCCAGACGGACUUCCUGGCGAAUUGCGGCGGGAUCUUGGGAUUGUUCACCGGUUUCUCGUUUCUGUCGAUCAUCGAAAUCCUGUAUUUUUUGACGUUGAGGUUGAUGUGCAACAUCAAGCACUACGGCAGGCAUUAUUGGUCGGGGUCGGUCAGGUUGCUGGACCAUCCGCAAUAUCGCAAUCCCAAAUCGAAGGAUUGAUCGAUUUAUUUUCGAUGUAAAUGCACUAUUUAGUGUAUCAUUGCACUCUAAAGAUUACUUGCACACUUUUAUUCUGAUGCACUAGGGACUGUUCUACCCAACCCUUCUACAAUGUGAUAAAACAAAUAAAUAUUUUUCAGUGUUUUAUUUCAG